Messenger RNA from Glarea lozoyensis ATCC 20868, 246 nucleotides. RefSeq lists its product as uncharacterized. The record is from RefSeq and is a predicted model, not a curated record. Lineage: Eukaryota; Fungi; Ascomycota; Leotiomycetes; Helotiales; Helotiaceae. The coding region runs from base 1 to 246 and encodes 81 amino acids. The transcript has a single exon.
AUGGCGGCACCGACGCUUUGCCCAAAUGGUGGAGGCAAAGUUGAGGGUACGGGAGGGGAGGGACAGGGGACGAGGGAAAUGGCGAGCAGCGAUGACGAGGAGCUGGAAAUAAAGGAGAUGUUUAGAGGGGAAGGGAAAAGAGGAGGUAAAAAUGGGACCUUAUUGCGGGUGACAGUGGAGGGAGUGUGCUGUGCUGUGAGGACAGGAAAUCAUGAAAAUGAGGUUAACGAUGCUGGCGUUUACUGA